Messenger RNA from Zasmidium cellare ATCC 36951, 1008 nucleotides. RefSeq lists its product as uncharacterized. Lineage: Eukaryota; Fungi; Ascomycota; Dothideomycetes; Mycosphaerellales; Mycosphaerellaceae. The transcript is spliced from 4 exons. The coding region runs from base 1 to 1008 and encodes 335 amino acids. The record is from RefSeq and is a predicted model, not a curated record.
AUGAGCACAUUUCCCUCGCCAGGGACUCAAUUCUGCGAGAGACAAGCCGGCCUGCCAGCUGGCCUGAGCCUCUCAUCGAAAGUCGCCAUAAUCACCGGUUCAAAUGCAGGUCUUGGAUUUGAGAGCGCGAAGCAACUGCUAGCAUUGAACCUCUCACAUCUCAUUCUCGCCGUGCGGUCAGUCGAGAAGGGCGAGGCGGCGGCUGCGAAAUUACGCCAAUCUACUCCCAAGGCUACGAUCGAAGUGUGGAAGCUGGAUAUGUGCAGCUAUGUUUCUAUCCAGGCUUUCGCGGAGAGAGUUGGUAAGGAGUUGACGAGAUUGGACAUUGCGUUGUUGAAUGCCGGUCUGGUCAAGCCGUCGUUUGAAUUGGUCAAAGAGACGGGGCAUGAGGAGAGCAUGCAAGUGAACUACCUCUCCACAGUCCUCCUGGCCCUCCUUCUUCUACCCCAUCUCCAAACGAAGCGCGCCCCAACCACCUCCCCAGGCAAACUAACAAUCGUCAACUCUGGCCUUUCCCUAACCGGCAAACUCCCCCUCAACCCCAAGAACCCAUCCCAGCCCAUUCUAACAUCCUUCGACGACGCCAAAACCUUCAGCAGCACAACCUGGUACAACACCUCCAAAACACUGAUGCACCUCUUCCUGUGGAAACUGACCGAGUUCGUCUCCGCCGACGACGUGGUCGUCAAUAUCGUUGAUCCGGGCUACGUCAAGGGGACAGAAAGUGUGAGCAAUAUGCCGAAGGUCACGGCGCUCGUGGCGAAGGGGUUUGCGGCGGUGACGGGGAGGAGCGUGGAGACGGGCGCGUCGACGUAUGUGGAUGCGGUGGCUGUGAAGGGGAGGGAGAGCCACGGGUGUUUUUUGACGAGUUGGCGGGUUCAUCCGUUUGUGCCUUUUCUGUAUACACCGGAGGGGAAGGAGUUGAUGGAGAGGCUGUGGGAGGAGACUAUGGCGGAAUUGGCGUUUGCUGGUCCGAACGAGAUUCUGUCGUCUCAGUCGAAGGGGUAG